AUGACAAUAAUAACAACAACCCGACCGCUACUUCUUUCGCGUCGGAAGGUAAUGAAAAGCUUGAACUUGCAAACAGCCGUAGCCUUUUCUGUCAUGACUUUCAAAACAAAUGCCAUGUGUGGACAUGAUUUGUCCCAAAGCUUUGAUUACACUCCGCCCGUAUGGGCCAAGGAUUCCUUUUCCAAAUUUCCCAAACAUGGUAGACUUCAGCUGUCAAAUUUACCCACUCCGUUGUACAAACUAAGCUCCAAGGCAAAUCAUGACGAUUCAUCAAUACUCAAAAAGUUGGAAGCAAUGGGUAUAUCCUUGUACGUCAAGCGUGAUGACAUGUCCGGAGGCGUCGAAACGGGAGGAAACAAGAUAAGGAAAUUAGAAUUUCUAUUGGCGGAUGCCUUGGCACGAGACUACACCGCAGUCGUGACCAUUGGAGGAGAACAAAGCAAUCACUGCCGUGCUACAGCCGCGGCAGCUCGUAUGGUGGGACUGGGACCUCACUUGAUUUUGAGGACCAAACGCGCCGACAACGUACAAAAAGAUCCCAACGAGAUCGGAUUUACCGGAAAUGUUUUGUUUGACCGCAUGGUCGGGAGCCAGAUUUACACCUGUACUCCUGGAGAAUAUGGACGCAUGGGGUCCCAGGAAAUGGUAUCCAGACUUUGCAAACAUUUGACUCAAAGAGAUGGUGAAUGCAAACCAUAUCCCAUCCCAGUUGGAGGAUCCAAUGGUAUCGGUACUUGGGGAUACAUCAAUGGAGUAGAAGAGAUGCUAGCACAGUGGGGAUCGAUCGAAUCGGAACCUUCUUUAGAUCACGUUGUAUUUGCUUGUGGAAGUGGGGGCACAGCUGCUGGGAUUGGUCUUGGGUUGGCGCUGGCUCAUCAAGACACGAACAAAGGUGCACCACCUGGGAUUCAUGCCAUUGGGGUGUGCGAUAGUCCAGACUACUUUUAUGGACAUGUCGCCAAAAUAGCAGAUGAAAUGGGCUUUCAUCAGGAAGGAAAAGAUGCUGGAUCCACUGAAGACUUUGUACGCAAGGCAUUGCUGGUUCAUCAAGGGAAGGGUCUUGGUUAUGCUGUCAGCACGCCCGAGGAACUUGAUUUCAUUACCAAAUUUGCUGUUGAGACCGGGAUUGUCUUGGAUCCAGUCUAUUCGGGAAAGGCUCUGUAUCAAUUUGUUCAGGAGGUACUGGAGACGGACGAAGGAGAAAAGUUUCGGGGAAAGAAUGUUCUAUUUUGGCACACGGGCGGUGCACUCGGCCUGUUUGAGCAAGCCAAAACGCUGAAUUUUCUUUCCUCUGCCAAACGACUUGACAUCUAUGGAAAAGACCUUGAGAAUGGUAUUGAUAUUAGUGAUUGA
Molecule: messenger RNA, 1353 nt
Organism: Cylindrotheca closterium
Lineage: Eukaryota; Bacillariophyta; Bacillariophyceae; Bacillariales; Bacillariaceae
Source: the annotation of a GenBank genome assembly